Toxotes jaculatrix (banded archerfish) is the source of this 1494-nucleotide messenger RNA. RefSeq names its product ureidopropionase, beta (gene upb1). The record is from RefSeq and is a predicted model, not a curated record. Lineage: Eukaryota; Metazoa; Chordata; Actinopteri; Toxotidae. The transcript is spliced from 10 exons. Gene Ontology annotation, molecular function: beta-ureidopropionase activity. The coding region runs from base 196 to 1347 and encodes 383 amino acids.
UUGGAUCAGUUAAUGACCAACUUGGGCAAAACCUCAGCUGGAGGGUCUUCUUUCCAAAAAAUCUGAUCUGUGUCAGGUUACGUGAAAACACUAAGGAUUACAUAACAAGCGGAGAAUAUAAAAAGGUGCAAACACACAGUAACCUGCAGGUCGUGGGUCGUCUCUGCUGUGAAGCUGCAAACCUGAAGAGCAGAAAUGUCCUCGUCCGAGUUUGAAUCUCUGGAGAAAUCUCUGGAGUCUCACCUGCCACAGGCCGAGCUUACAGAGGUCAAACGCAUCUUAUUCGGAAAGGAAACACAGAAGUUGGACCUCCCGUCGUGUGCUGUGGAAGCUGCUUCUGAACGUGACUUUGAGCUGAAGGGUUACGGGUUUGAAGCUGCACAGGAACAGCUGAGGCCCCCCAGGAGGAUCCGGGUGGGACUCAUACAGCACCGCACUGUUCUGCCUACAGAUGCCCCCAUCCUGGACCAGAUCAAUGCCAUGCAUAACCGGGUUGGUGACAUGGUCGAGGUAGCAGCCAUGUGUGGUGUAAACAUUGUCUGCUUUCAGGAGACCUGGACCAUGCCCUUUGCCUUCUGCACCCGUGAAAAAGAACCAUGGACAGAGUUUGCAGAGUCUGCUGAAGAAGGAAACACCACUCGCUUCUGCCAAGAGCUGGCCAAAAAAUACAACAUGGUAGUUGUUUCCCCAAUUCUGGAGCGAGAGGAGCUGCACAACACUCUGUGGAACACAGCAGUGGUGAUCUCCAACUCUGGAAACGUGUUGGGAAAGAGCAGGAAGAACCAUAUUCCCCGGAUCGGAGACUUUAAUGAGUCUACAUAUUAUAUGGAGGGCGACACUGGUCACACAGUGUUCCAGACACAGUUUGGGAAGAUAGCUGUGAAUAUCUGCUAUGGGCGUCAUCAUCCCCUCAACUGGUUCAUGUACAGCAUGAAUGGAGCUGAGAUCAUCUUCAACCCCUCUGCUACUGUUGGAGCUCUCAGUGAGCCCAUGUGGCCAAUAGAGGCCAGGAAUGCAGCAAUAGCUAACCACUGUUUUACCUGUGCAAUCAAUCGCGUUGGGACGGAGUAUUUCAAGAGUGAAUUCACAUCUGGUGAUGGAAAAAAAGCUCACCAUGACUUUGGACACUUCUAUGGAUCCAGUUAUGUAGCUGCUCCUGACGGCAGCCGUACCCCGGGGCUCUCUAGAACCCGUGAUGGACUACUGGUGGUAGAAAUGGAUCUCAACCUGAACAGACAGAUCAGUGACAAAUGGAGUUUUAAGAUGACUGGGAGAUAUGCUGAGUACGCAGAGGAGCUUACCAGGGCUGUUAGACAAGACUUUAAACCCAACAUAGUGAAGGAGUAGAAGACAUUCUGUAAAUGCACUGUACAUUUACUAUAGUCUCAGUAUGAAACACAUGAAGUUCAGUUAUAUUUUCUUUGACAUUUUGUGUUUGUCAGACUGAUUAAUUUUGUCAUUGUUUAAUCUCAUUAAACGGAAUUCAAAGAGAAA